AAACCCCCCAAGGGUUGGGCUCAACCCGACAUUUCAUCUUGAACCAACCACCAAUCUGCAGCCAACAUGAGUCUCACUGCUAAGGACAAGGCCACCGUCAAAGCCUUCUGGUCUAAAGUGUCGGGCAAAGCCGACGACAUCGGCUCGGAUGCCCUGUCCAGGAUGCUGGUGGUGUACCCUCAGACCAAGACCUACUUCUCCCACUGGAAGGAUCUGAGCCCCGGUUCUGCCCCGGUGAAGAAGCACGGACGCACCAUCAUGGGUGGACUUGGAGUCGCUGUGUCCAAAAUCGACGAUCUGACCGGAGGCCUUCUGAACCUCAGCGAGCUGCACGCCUUCACUCUGCGCGUGGACCCCGCCAACUUCAAGAUUCUCGCUCACAACAUCCUUGUAGUCCUGUCCCUCAUGUUCGCCGCAGACUUCACCCCUGAGAUCCAUGUGGCCAUGGACAAGUUCCUGGCUGCUGUGGCCCGGGGCCUGUCUGAGAGAUACCGAUAAGCUCCAUACGGGAGGGGAGCAGAGGACGGACAGCAGCGUGGGAUUCUCUGUUUGUCUAAAUAUGAAUAAAAUAUCACAUG
Scatophagus argus is the source of this 578-nucleotide messenger RNA. Its product is annotated as hemoglobin subunit alpha-1-like. Gene Ontology annotation, biological process: hydrogen peroxide catabolic process; oxygen transport. The record is from RefSeq and is a predicted model, not a curated record. The transcript has 3 exons. Gene Ontology annotation, cellular component: haptoglobin-hemoglobin complex; blood microparticle; hemoglobin complex. Gene Ontology annotation, molecular function: peroxidase activity; iron ion binding; oxygen binding. The coding region runs from base 67 to 498 and encodes 143 amino acids. NCBI's taxonomy places the organism in Eukaryota, Metazoa, Chordata, Actinopteri, Scatophagidae.